AUUUAAUCUGGCUGCAUACUGAUCUCUCCUUGUGCAAGUUCACCACUCUUCACGGCUCGUCUUCUUUGCCUGCAGGAAACAUGAGAUUCCGACUUCCUUCUUCACUGCUCCCAGCAGCCACGCCGGACAGGGCGAGUUCCAACGAUGUCGAUAUGCCGGAGCCCGCGCUCCAUGAGAGACAGGCCAUGGGGAAAGAAGCCGGCGUCAACGCGAACACCAGUCAAGCCAUUCCCGAAAAUGAGAAGACGGAACUUCAACAUGGUGUUGCGAGUGUUGAGGCUAUGACUGAGGUAUGGACUAAGCGAGAUCUCCUCAUCGCAUACGGACUUAUCUGGGUCGUGGAGUUUAUGCUCGCAUUCUCCUCUGGCAUCGUUUCCACCUUGACGCCAUAUGUCACAAGCUCGUUCCAAAUGCAUUCCUUGACUGCAACCACCAGUAUCAUUUCAUCCUUGAUUGGAGGCCUCUUCAAGAUCCCCUACGCCAAAAUUCUUGAUAUUUGGGGUCGUCCACAGGCCUUCUUGAUCAUGGUCUCCUCGAUCACUCUUGGUCUCGUGAUGAUGGCGGGUUGCAAUGAUGUCAAGACCUAUUGCGCCGCCCAAGUCUUCUACUCUGUUGGGUACACAGGCAUCGACUUCUCCAUGACCAUCUUCGUAGCCGACACGUCCAAGCUGCGAAAUCGUGCUUUUAUGCUCGCCUUCACAGCUUCCCCGUACCUCGUCACCACGUGGGCUUACGGUCCGGCUGUUAACAGCAUCCUUAGUACUAUCGGGUACAGAUGGGGCUUUGGCAUCUGGGCGAUCGUGCUGCCGCUGAUUUGUGCACCGCUCUGCGCACUAUUCUGGUACAACCAAAGAAAGGCCAACAACUUGGGGCUCAUCCCUCCUCGACCAAGCCGUGGAAAUGCUUUUGAAACCUUCAUCUACUACUGCCGGGAGUUCGAUGUCAUCGGACUGCUUAUCAUCAGCACAGGACUGGCGCUUUUCCUGCUGUCGUUCAGCCUGUACUCCUACCAAAAGGACGAGUGGAGAUCACCACUCAUCAUUUGCUUCCUCAUCUUCGGGGGCUUGCUCAUCAUUGCGUUCGGAUUGUACGAGAAAUACCUUGCACCAGUUACGUUCAUCCCUUGGUAUUUGUUGAAGAACCGCACCAUCAUCUUCACCUAUACCAUGGCAGCCAGCAUCUACGUUGCCUGGUACAUCUGGGACAGCUACUUCUACUCGCUCAAUAUCGUCCUGUUCCGGCAAUCAAUCACGCAAGCGACGUACAUCGGCAACAUCUACACCAUCGGAUCCUGCUUCUGGUCACUUGUCCUCGGCGUUUGCAUUCGCUUCAACGGCCGCAUAAAAUGGUAUGCGCUGUGCUUCGGAGUUCCACUGACGAUCCUCGGUGUUGGACUGAUGAUCCAUUUCCGCCAACCGGGUGUCCACAUCGGCUACAUCGUCAUGUGCCAGAUCUUUGUCGCUUUCGGUGGCGGUACACUCGUUAUCUGCGAGCAGAUAACUGUCAUGGCGGUCUCCACCCAUCAGCACAUUCCGGCGGUCCUCGCCAUGGAGGGAUUGGUCGCGUAUGUCGGCAGUUCAAUCGGACUGGCAAUCGCCGCAGCCAUGUGGACUGGUAUCUUUCCACAGAAAUUGUUGGAAAACCUACCUGCAAGUGCACAAUCCGACUUUGCCAGCAUCUACGGUGACUUGACCGUACAAGCCAGUUACCCUGUUGGAAGUCCGACAAGAAUUGCAAUCGAUAAGUCGUACGCAGAGACCCAAAGGCUGAUGCUGAUCGCCGCUACCAGUUUGUACACAAUCACGCUGGUCUCAACUGCCUUGUGGAAGGAUAUUGAUGUCAAGAACAUGACGCAGCGCACCAAGGGUUUGAUCUAGACGGUGGUGCGCCCAAGGUUGAAGACCUUUGUGACUGGACCUGUCGAACAAGGAACCAUUGACGAUGCUAUCCGGUUGCGUAAAAGUCCUCAUUUGCUUCAGGUUAAUGUACGAAUAGGAAUAAAGCAAGACCUCUUAACCUUCGA
This is a messenger RNA of Exophiala xenobiotica, 2023 nucleotides long. RefSeq lists its product as uncharacterized. The record is from RefSeq and is a predicted model, not a curated record. The transcript has 2 exons. Gene Ontology annotation, molecular function: transmembrane transporter activity. Gene Ontology annotation, biological process: transmembrane transport. NCBI's taxonomy places the organism in Eukaryota, Fungi, Ascomycota, Eurotiomycetes, Chaetothyriales, Herpotrichiellaceae. The coding region runs from base 81 to 1877 and encodes 598 amino acids.